AUGGCGUGCCGAGCAAGCCUUUUGUUGGGGGGCGAAUGGGGCGCACCGGGCACAACGCACUUCCCGGUUUCGUCCGCCUCCACUCCCCUUCCGGCACUCGGUGAUGCGUGGAUGCGAGCUGACGUCGUGGGUGGGCAGGCCCUGGGUCCAGUCACCACACAAGCACUGAGACACGAGGCAGACUCGGCAAGGGACCAUGAUGUAACUGUUCUGGUCUGGUAUCGCCGUGGCGUCGAUCGGACUGGACUGCCGAGAACUUCUGGAACCCUUCGCUGCAGCACGCCUCUCACGCCGCAGGAUGGCGGCUUUGAAUCCUGCAAUUGA
Molecule: messenger RNA, 324 nt
Organism: Penicillium riverlandense
Lineage: Eukaryota; Fungi; Ascomycota; Eurotiomycetes; Eurotiales; Aspergillaceae
Exons: 1
Coding region: 1-324 (107 amino acids)
Source: RefSeq, a predicted model, not a curated record